AUGGGUGAAAGAAAUUUACUCUUCGGUGGGUUUUUUGUUCCGAAAAUGACCCAUUCUGCUGAGAGUCUGAAGUAUGCUGUAGAAUUUCAGGUUCACGACGAUGACAUUUUUGCCGUUACUUACCCAAAGUCCGGCACAACUUGGAUGCAAGAGAUUCUGCCCCCGAUUCUAAAUGGCGGGGACCUGACACCAGUACAGACCAUCCCAAGCUGGGAUCGAAUUCCCUGGCUGGGGCCGACCCGCACUGCCCUGGUUCUGGGCGACUGCCCCCCUCCUCGGGCCAUGGUCUCCCACAUGCCCUACCACUGCAUGCCCCGCUCUUUCUACACCUCCAAGGCCAAGGUGAUCUACGUCACCCGGAACCCCAAAGACGUUGCCGUUUCAUCCUUUCAUUUCCACGGGAUGGCUAGCUACUUUGAUGAUCCUGGAACCUUUGACCAGUUCCUGGACAAAUUUCUCUCUGGACAGGUAGUGUUUGGCAAGUGGACAGAUCAUGUGAAAAGCUGGAGAAACACAGAUAUUGAAGGCAGAAUCCUCUAUAUGACCUAUGAAGAAAUGGUGCAGGACCUGAGGGCAGCCGUGCUUAGGAUGGCUCAGUUCCUGGGCCGAGAGCUGAGUCCUGACGUCCUGGAGAAGGUGGCCAAUCAUUCCCAGUUUAACAACAUGAAGACCAACAUCAUGUCGAACUACUCCCUGGUGCCACAGGACAUCAUGGACAGCAGCAAGUCUCCGUUCUUGCGGAAAGGAACCACAGGAGACUGGAGAAACCAUUUCAAUGCUGAUCAGGAAGCCAGGUUCUCUGCCAUUAUAAAAAAAGAGAUGGAAGGAACCAGUUUUAAAUUUCUAUGGGAUGACGAGUGA
Messenger RNA from Conger conger (European conger), 861 nucleotides. RefSeq names its product sulfotransferase 2B1-like. The record is from RefSeq and is a predicted model, not a curated record. Gene Ontology annotation, cellular component: cytoplasm. Gene Ontology annotation, molecular function: sulfotransferase activity. Lineage: Eukaryota; Metazoa; Chordata; Actinopteri; Anguilliformes; Congridae. The coding region runs from base 1 to 861 and encodes 286 amino acids. Gene Ontology annotation, biological process: sulfation. The transcript is spliced from 6 exons.